UGUCCACGACAUUUUCAGUUAAAAUUAUAAACGUCAACGUGCUGCGCAUAGAUUGGCAACAAUCAACAGUCACUGUUGAUAUCUCAAAGGACAAUAACCCUGCAGCAUAUGAGCAGAACUAGGGACUAGAGUAGGAAAUUACCCGACCCUUCUCACAGCCCCUGUCUCUGUUCAACUGUAUUGGUUCAGAGGAAUUUACUGGACUCGAGAUGGCAACAAGUGUACACAGUCGUAAAAUCGGAGAUACCCUAGUUCUUGUUCUUCUAAUAUGAUUAUUAUUAUUUUAUUUAAUUAACACUUCAUCCUCGGAUGCAGAUACGGCAUCCUCACUCUGCAGAUGUGCAUAAGAAGCCUGGAUAUCUCGGCAUUGUAGAAUAAACAGGACAGUCGAGAGUGUAGUUUCGAACCUCAGUAUUACGGAGAUGAAGAAGAGGAAGGUGGCCAUGCAGCUCAGCUGGCUCAUUCUCUGUUGGUGGACGUGUGGUCUAGCUCUCCUGAUAUUGUCAGCGAGAGAGCAUCAAGUUGAAGGAGCAAGAAGUCAUGGCACGUUCUACGAGCUCGUCGUAGUGAAGGAGUAUGACAACAAGCGAGGAUUUGAGGCGAAAGUUGUGGUCUCCUCUGAAUCUGGGAAUCAUUCACUGGGUCAAGAUAUAAGCCCCCUCAGUUUCAUUGUCAGGAUUGAGAAGAGUACGCAACUGCAAGUGUACAUCUCUGAUGCUGCGAAGCCACGAUGGGAGGUACCUCAGAGUAUGCUUCCCCGCCCUACAAUCGAUUCCAAGCUGCCUUCGCCGACUGAAACACCGCUGCUGGCCGUCACCUACACCACCAAACCGUUCGGGUUCGCAGUAACUCGAAUCUCAACUGGCGAUGUCUUAUUCAACUCCACACCGCCUGCCAGUGGUGAUUUGGAGCCUCUCUUCAACCCUCUUGUGUUCAAGGACCAGUACAUCGAGCUUUCCACUCAGCUUCCCAAGAGCACCACCCUAUUCGGAUUGGGUGAGAGCACCAGACCAGAUGGCUUGAAGCUCAAGAAAGGGAAGAACUACACUCUGUGGACCACGGACAUUGCUGCAUUGUUUGCCGAUAUAGACCUCUAUGGAGCUUGGCCCUUUUACAUCGAGGUGCGAGACGCAGGGGUUUCGCAUGGAGUGCUACUUUUGAAUAGUAAUGGCAUGGAGGUGAGUUAUGGUGAGGAGUUUCUGACGUACAGAGUGAUUGGAGGCGUCUUGGAUUUCUACUUCUUCCCCGGGCCUUCUCCAUUGGACGUCGUAGAUCAGUAUACACAGCUGGUUGGACGACCUGCCGCACAACCUUACUGGGCAUUCGGGUUUCAUCAAUGUCGAUGGGGCUACAAAAAUGUAACGAUUGUGAAGACGGUGGUGGAGAAUUUCAAGAAGGCUGGGAUACCAUUAGACACAAUGUGGAACGACAUAGAUUACUCCGACAGGUACUUGGAUUUCACGCACGACGAAGAAAGGUUUCCACUAAAAGAAUGGCGAGCAUUUGUCGAUGAGCUGCACGCCAAUGACCAGCAUUACGUCAUCCUCGUUGAUCCUGGGAUCGGCUCCGCAUAUAAUGACUACAAGACCUAUUCACGGGGUCUCGAGCAGGACAUCUUCCUGAAGACAGAGAAUGGUGAACCCUACCUGGGUCAAGUGUGGCCCGGACCUGUUGUGUACCCCGACUUCUUGAACCCUAAUGCCACAUUAUGGUGGACAAAUGAGGUGCAGCUCUUCCACGAUCAGAUUCCUUUUGACGGAAUGUGGAUUGACAUGAACGAGGUGUCCAACUUCUGUACCGGAACAUACUGUACCUGGAAUGGCACAAUUCUCGGCGGUGUCACUGAAUGCUACCUGCAAUGCACAGACACGCAUACCAAGUACGAUGACCCGCCGUUUAAGAUCAACCACUUUGGUACGCUGGAGAGCCUUGGUCACUUGACAGCAUCCAUGACCGCAAAGCACUUCGACGGGACGCUAGAGUACGACGCACAUAGCCUGUACGGCUUGGCGGAAUCCAUCGCCACUAAGAAAGCUUUAACGACUGUAAGAAAGAAGAGACCAUUCUUGUUGUCUCGUUCAACCUUUGUUGCAUCUGGCGCGCAUACAGCGCAUUGGACAGGAGACAACAAAGCAACAUACAACGAUAUAGCGUACUCUAUCGUCUCAGUGAUGAAUUCGGGCAUGGCUGGAAUACCCAUGGUGGGAGCCGACAUCUGUGGCUUCUACGACAUGGCCUCAGAUGAUCUGUGCAGCCGGUGGAUUCAAACAGGAGCGUUUCACCCGUUCAGCCGAGCUCACUCCAGCAGAGACAAUGCUCCGAAGGAAUUCUAUUUGUUCAAAAAGGUCACCGCCUCGGCGAAGAAAGCUCUAGGAUUGAAGUACCAACUGUUACCAUACUACUACACGCUCAACUGGGAAGCGCAUACCAAAGGUUAUCCCAUGGUGAGACCUCUGUUUAUGGCGUUUCCAACCGACCCGAAGACGCUUGAUGUCUCGUACCAGUUCCUCGUCGGAAAUCACAUUCUGGUGUCUCCGGUUUUCACAGAAAAUGCAACUUCGGUAGAAGCUUACAUCCCGAAAGGCACUUGGUACAACAUGUUUGAUUUCUCGCAGAUUGUCAGUAAAGGUGAAAAGUUCACCCUGCAAGCACCGUGGGAUGUGAUCAACGUGCACGUCCACGAAGGAGCAAUCAUACCAAUGCAGGAGAGCGCAUUGACGUCCGCUGCGGUGCGAAAAACACCUUUCACUCUACUCAUUCCCCUUCCCAACAGCGAUUCUGUCUCCAGCUCUGCAUCUGGGUAUUUGUUCCUGGACGAUGGAGAAGAGAUUGACAUGACCCUGAGCGCCGGCCAGUCCACUCUCGUGACCUUCGAAGCCUUGGUGGAUCGGAGAAAGAACGGCACGAUUACAUCACAUGUCGAGCAUGGGGAGUACGCGAUGAAGGAGGGUUGGAUUGUGGACCGCGUUGUAAUACUGGGCCUCGACUCUGCUUUGAGCUUUUUCCACGUGAACCAGAAGGCGAAUGCCCGAGUAAAAGUGUUGCAGAAUGACCAGAAGUUGGAGCUUUCAGGUUUGAGGAUUCCCCUAGGUGAAGACUUUCAGAUAGACUGGACCUAUGAAUGAAAAGGUUCUGAACUUAAUCAGAGUUUGCGAAUUACCGUAUGGAAAUUGAGCAAUGGUUAUAAUCUUCAA
This is a messenger RNA of Physcomitrium patens, 3194 nucleotides long. Its product is annotated as alpha-xylosidase 1. The record is from RefSeq and is a predicted model, not a curated record. Gene Ontology annotation, biological process: carbohydrate metabolic process. NCBI's taxonomy places the organism in Eukaryota, Viridiplantae, Streptophyta, Bryopsida, Funariales, Funariaceae. Gene Ontology annotation, molecular function: hydrolase activity, hydrolyzing O-glycosyl compounds; carbohydrate binding.